AUGAUGGGUGCUGGCACUCCAGCCUCAACCAUUUCCACCAAAAUCAAAGAGGAUUGCUACAACAAGUUCAUCAAAGAUAACGGCCAGACCGUUCGGGAAUCGACAUACCAAGCCCAUCUCCUGGUGAAGGAAUAUUCUCAAUACUCGGCCAACCCUCCACCUGCAAACGUUCCCGAUAGCCAAUUGGGGUCCGUCAAAGAACGUAUAUUGGUGUUGUGUACGAAGUACUCAGGAAGGGUGUUGUUGCAGAAAGGGAAACUCAAUGAGCUGAAAAACCAGUAUCAAAUUGGAAGAACCUGGGAUCUUGAAGAGUUGAAGGCCAUCACCAAAGCUGGUGCUGACGGACUUAUUUUGAGUCUCAACAAGGAUUAUUACUGGAAAUACGAAGAGGGACCUGACAGAAUCGAACGGUUUGUCAAGUUCUUGACAAGGUCUUAUGGUAUGUAUAUGGGAAAGUAUCCGGUGUUAAAUGGGUGGUCCAUCGAAGAAUUCGAUUUACCACUUACCGCCGUCAAGAAACCAUUUGGAGUGAAUGCCUCUACACAAGAAGUGUCCUACCCUCAACCUGACGCACAACUCAUGAAGUCCAAGUCUCUUAAGCGCAAGAACUUGCCUAACCCGGUGCUACCAUCUCUACCGCAACCUCGACAAACAUCUCAGUCUUCUUUCCAACAAACCGGUCAACUGAAUGUAUCUGUCGAGGAUCUUUACAAGGAUAUAGACUUCACUGCCAAUGGAAAAUUGCCCAUGAAGCCCAUGAAAGUUAUCACCCGGUCAGCUGAUAUUUCUCAAACCUCGUUGCCUGAAAGCACAGGAACAAGCAGAGAGUAUUUGAACCAAACAUCCGACUCUCAUUAUCCCCAGUCAUCAAUGAAUCAUCCUUACCAAAGCGUCGCUCCAGCAAGAAGUGAAACGGAAUUUACCAAUGAUUCCCAGAGUUUUAUCUUCGGCCCUGAAGACAUAGCAGAAGAAUUACCGAAGCAAAGGACUAGCCAAAGGGCAAAUUCCUCGGCCCAAUCUCAACAACUGGGAUCCAGAAAGGUGUCUGAACAGUUUGAAACCAAUGCGGCGCUACACAUGCAAUUGGAAGAAAGAUUAAGGCAACCUAAUGGUAUAUUUGAUUCAAGUCAGGACUACGGUAUCGAAGAAUCUAAUUUUACUGACGAAGAAGAACUCGGAAAGCCUAUAAAUGCAGUUAUUCUUGAAGAGGAAAGUCUCAAGGAUGUCUCACAGUCAAGUAACAUUGACAGUAGAGACAUGGGUGCUAUUGACUCUUCCAUUCAAGAAAUUGAGGAUUUCAUGGACUCCCAAUUAAACUUUGGGCUGAGAAACAAGUCCAUAUCCAAAUCUAUUAUGUCCUUAAGAGCACCAGCAACUCAAAAUAAUGUCAUAGUAAUAGACUCCCUGGAAGCUGAUGUACUGGAUGACAGGAGCUUUUUGGCAACUGAAAACGACACUAGUAACACCCAUGACUAUACAGAGUUCGAGACCGAGACUGACGCUGAAGCAGACUUGAAUGUCUCCAAGAAAACAGGUACUUUGCAACAAGAUAGAGAUCCUGAAAUUGAGGAAAUUUUAGAUGAACUUCAAUGGGAAAUUGAAGAUGAUUGCAAUACUCUUAUCAAGAAAUUGACAGGCGAAUUGAACAAGUUGAAGUACAACAAUGUUAAAGAGCUUGUAAAUUUGGAUUUUAGUGGUGACUCUAAGAAAGAAGACUUGAAAACGUCUUUGGAUGAGAUCGAAAAUAUCAACCACAUCUUUAGAAAAAUGGAGAUCAACUUCAAGAUCUUGGCUCCCGAAAUUAGUACCAUUGAAAACAAUUCCCAGGGUUUACAAGUCAAAUCUGUAAACAAAAAGUCGCUAUUCAAAGAUCUCAAGUCGAUAUUGGAUAAAGUUAGUAUGUCUGCAAGGGACUUAUCUGCAAUCGAAAAUUUCAAAGAGUUUGACAGAAUCAAUAUGUUACAGACCGUUGAAUCACAGAUCUUGAAUCUAUACAAUGCUUUAGAGACGAUUAGACAAGAUCAAACGCGGGAUAUUGAUGAUUCGGAUCGCUUGGAUUCUAUGAAUGCGUUGAAGCAGUAUCUUUCAAAUUAUGGAUCUGUCUCGAACAGAUUCAUCAAACAUUUUCUUGAUUUUUUCAAAAAACAAUUCUCCUUUAGAAUGGAUCAGUUAAACUCGUUGGACAGAAUAUAUCCCAAGUCAUUGUAUGUGGAAUUAAACAGUCUCACAAUCUAUUCUACGUUUACAUUUUUUACCAAGGAAAUCUCUCCCGGUGACUUUAACGACUUGAAGUUGUUUGUGACAUCCAGAUUGGCUGACUUCCUUGAGAAGUUGUUGAAGAUGAGAAUCAAGACAAUCAAGUUUUCUGAUUCUCAUGCUAAGUUUGACACAGCAAAUGCUUCAGUAUCAUCUAGGCUUGAGAGUUCUGAGCUUGGUUCGUUGAAAAAAUCAAGAACUUUGAGGCUAGCCUCCAGAAGAGACAAGUUGAUUGGGAAGUUGGGCUUCUCAGAGGAAGAUCAUUUACCCAAAGUAUCUGCUCCUUCUUCGCCAAAAGUGGAAACCCCCGCUUCCGAAGCCAAUUAUUCCAACUCGUUGGUAACCUCUACGGGGAUUGAAGAUACCAAGACCAUUGUUGAUAUUGUGAGUGAUGCCAAAGAAAUUUCAAUCAUAUUAACGAACUUCAUUGGGCAAGUGUUUCAUUAUGAAAGUAAUAUUUUCAACUUAAACGACUUUAUGAAAUUCAAUCCACUUGAAAAAAGAGUUGAAAACCUAGAUAAGGCUCCAAUUGAGGUACAAAAUAACUACACAAAUGACUUGGUAUCGGUAUUGAACUCUAUUUUUGGUAAUUAUAAUAACUUGUUCACCAAGAAGAUUGUGCCUAUCGAGUACAACAUUCCGGUUAUUUUAUUGUACUUGGAGUCGUUAUCAAACGAGUCUCAAAAGGAGAACCUUGAUUACUUCGUGUUCAAUUUCUUGAAGAAGGUCUUGGAUAAGUAUAGGCAUAGCUGGACCAAGUUUGUUAAAGGUCAUAUAGACAUGGUGAACAAAUCUUCUGUCAGUUCAAAAAGUGGAAUUCUUCCCUGUAUUAAGAAUGUUAACCAAUUUUUCCAUUUGACAGAAUCAGCGUUAGACCAUCGUUCUAGAGUUUAUGGUGACUUGGAUGACUCUGACACCAAGACUAUUUUGGCUCAGUCUUACAAGGAAAUUACAGAAGCCUGUAUUCAUUUAUUCGUUAAAGAUGACCCCUUAUUGAAGAACACUGAAUUCGAUGAGAAGGAAAGAAACCACAGAAAUGUUAGCAUCAUGCAGAAUAUCUUCAGCCUCUCAGAGCAGUUGGUAUUAUUCAAUAACGAAAGAACGAAUAAAGUCAAAUCCAAGUUGGAUACUGUUUUUAAGAAGGUUCAAGAGACGUAUUUCAGCAAACUAUUGAACCAGAAUAUUGGCAAAAUCGUUGAAUUUGUCAACAAUUUCGAAGCCUUGACCGAUAAUAACGUCAAGGCUAAAAAGUACAAUAAGAAAACCGUGAAGACAAUUUUAUCGGGAUACACUACCAAGGAUCUAGGCAACAGAGCUGGAGAAAUUCGGCGGAAGCUCGAAAAGCAUUUUAUUUCUGGCAAUAAUAUGUUUGAAAAGGAUUUGUUAGACAGGCUUUGGAGUGAUAUGGAGAAGCAGUUCAUCAUGUACUUUUUCAGAUUGGACAAUAUUCUUUCAAGAAACUAUAGUGACAUCGAGUAUCAUAUUUCCAAGCAAGAGAUUCAUUCCAUCUUUAGAUCUCUUAAUUCGUAAGCGAAAUGAUGAUCGCGGUUUACUGGGCAAAUUAGAUAUACAAGUUUUUGGCACGUAAAAUGUUUAUUGUAGCUUGUGGCUGUUACUAAAGAGAAUUAUUUGGUGGUUGAUUAGACUCUGAUUUUUUGGUGAAUUUAGGGAGACUCUUUAUCAUCCUUUUUGUUAAUAUUCUUAUAUAGCACUUUUUUAUCAAUUGUUGCAAAAUUCACAGAACUAAAAAAAA
This is a messenger RNA of Yamadazyma tenuis ATCC 10573, 4009 nucleotides long. The record is from RefSeq and is a predicted model, not a curated record. NCBI's taxonomy places the organism in Eukaryota, Fungi, Ascomycota, Pichiomycetes, Serinales, Debaryomycetaceae.